AUGGCCUACAGCGAUGAUCUCGUCAACUCAAAGCUGUCGACUUUGCAGGACACCGCCGACAGUGUCCCUCACGUCGGCGCUUGGCUCUACUUUCAUCGUGUGCGCCUCAUUUUCCAGAGGCUUCCCGACUCUCCACCUGCCAAAAAAAUCGCUCUGAUAAGCCUUCUAAACGAGCUUGCUCAGCAAUCGAAGGCACGAGGUAAAAAGGAGUUUGUGCUCGCUAUCUCACCGAUCAUCGAAGAGGCCACCGUGAUCACAUGGAAAGGAGCGCCGCAAUAUGUUCAGGCGAAGUUAAGGAAAACGUUUGACGCAUGGCUUGACCGCAAGGUAUUUGACAUGCCAGUCUUGGAAGCCAUCAUGGCUCGCAUACCCGAAUUCAAACCCAAGAAAGAAGACGAACAAACUACCCAGAAACAACCUCUCGGCGGUUCUUUAUUCGGAUCCACACCCUCUGAACUCCAGCCCCUGGUUCCUCUUCAGGUUGCUCUCACAAAAGCUGCCAUGGCCUCUAACACUUCCACCGACACUGCAUCUACGGAGUAUAAAAAACUGAACGAUCCCAAUUCUGAGCAGCCCCCGCUUCCACGUCAGGCAGCGCAACUCAACCAAUUGUUGAGAACCUUGACUAGCGCCGAAAGCUCCGUUUCAGAGGUAAUCAAGUCACGGCGCGCGCUAAUUGAGGGACUUGAGAAGCUCCUCACGACCAACCGCUCCGAAUUGACGAAGGAAGAGAGUAUCGCUUCCGACCUCGCAGAGAAAAAAGCUCAAACGGAUGCCAAGAAGCACGAAGUCGAAGAUGCCAUCGUGCGCGGCUUUGACGACACACAAGAACCCGGUCGACCGACGGUCGAAGCCUUGACUCCCCCUCCAGUUGAGGCCAUCACACCUGUAGGAUCCCCAAAAGCCAAGCCAUCGCAAGCUUCCCAUGGUCCCUUCAUGGACGAGCCUGAAGAGCCUCUUCCCGAGGAAUUCUCUUUGCCCUAUAGUGGCCAGCCCGACGAUGGCUCUGCGUUCCCUGACCUAGGCAACCUCUCCCCUGGGGGUAGCAAUGACUUUGAUCUCGGUGCCAGUGGAUCAGGCGCAAAGCGGCGCAAGACGACCCACGGCGAGGAUGAUUAUUCGCAAUUUGCAAGUGGAGAGCUGGAUGAGGAUGUGUCGGCUUUGCUGGCUUCUCAAGGGAAUUAG
Penicillium maclennaniae is the source of this 1185-nucleotide messenger RNA. RefSeq lists its product as uncharacterized. The transcript is spliced from 5 exons. Lineage: Eukaryota; Fungi; Ascomycota; Eurotiomycetes; Eurotiales; Aspergillaceae. The record is from RefSeq and is a predicted model, not a curated record. Bases 1 to 1185 code for a protein of 394 amino acids.